AUGACUUAUCAACCAGUUGACAUAACCACUAAUACUAUUCCUGUUACUAAAGAACAUUAUUAUCGUGGAUUAGAAUUAAUUAGUCAAGGGAAAACUGCAUUAAUAACACUUGCAGGUGGACAAGGAAGCAGACUUGGAUUUGAACAUCCAAAAGGGAUGUUUGUAUUACCAUUUGAAAUACCAAAAUCAAUAUUUCAAAUGACGUCAGAAAGAUUAUUAAGACUUCAAGAAUUAGCAAGUGAAUAUAGUCAUCAAAAGAAUGUAAUGAUUCAUUGGUUUUUAAUGACUAAUGAAGAAACAACAGAAGAAAUUAAUAAUUAUUUUAAAGAACAUCAAUAUUUUGGAUUAUCCUCUGAACAAAUUCAUUGUUUUCCACAAGGAAUGCUUCCAGUUGUUGACUUUAAUGAUAAGCCAUUAUAUGAAAAGAAAGAUAAAAUUUGUAUGGCACCAAAUGGGAAUGGAGGAUUAUUUAAAGCAUUAAAAGAUAAUGGGAUAUUAGAAUUUAUGAAUGAAAAAGGAAUUAAAUAUUCAGUCGCCCAUAGUGUAGAUAAUAUAUUAUGUAAAGAUGUAGACCCAAAUAUGAUUGGAUAUAUGGAUUUACUUCAGUCAGAGAUUUGUAUUAAAAUUGUAAAAAAAACAAUAAAAGAAGAAAAAAUUGGAAUAUUAGUAAAAGAACAAGAAAGGAUUAAAGUUGUUGAAUAUACUGAAUUAACUGAUGAAUUAAAUAAACAAUUAUCUAAUGGAGAAUUUAUUUAUAAUUGUGGACAUAUUGCAAUCAAUGCAUUCUCAACACCUUUCUUAGAAAAAGCUGCCGAAUAUCAAUUACCAUAUCACAUUGCUAAGAAAAAAGUUCCAUUUGUUAAUGAACAAGGAAUAGUUAUUCAUCCUUCAGAAAAUAAUGGAAUUAAAAAAGAAAUGUUUUUCUUUGAUGUUUUUCCAUUAGCAACAAAAGUAUCAAUUUUUGAAAUUCAAAGAUUUAUAGAAUUUAGUGCUUUAAAAAAUUCAUUAAAUGAAAGUUUUGAUAAUGUUAAUACAGUUAAAAGAGACUGGUAUCGUUUAAAUAUUUAUUACCUUAAAAAAGCUGGAGCUAUUGUUGAUGAUUCAAAAAGUCCAAUUUGUGAAAUUAGUUUUAGAAGGUCAUUUGAAGAAGAAGGUUUAAAAGAGUUUAAAGGAAAAACAAUUCAACUUCCUUUUAUUCUUAAUUAA
This is a messenger RNA of Entamoeba histolytica HM-1:IMSS, 1206 nucleotides long. RefSeq names its product UDP-N-acetylglucosamine pyrophosphorylase, putative. Gene Ontology annotation, molecular function: UDP-N-acetylglucosamine diphosphorylase activity. The record is from RefSeq and is a predicted model, not a curated record. Lineage: Eukaryota; Evosea; Mastigamoebida; Endamoebidae. The transcript has a single exon. Gene Ontology annotation, biological process: UDP-N-acetylglucosamine biosynthetic process. Bases 1 to 1206 code for a protein of 401 amino acids.